Molecule: messenger RNA, 3379 nt
Organism: Danio rerio (zebrafish)
Lineage: Eukaryota; Metazoa; Chordata; Actinopteri; Cypriniformes; Danionidae
Gene: sema6ca
Product: sema domain, transmembrane domain (TM), and cytoplasmic domain, (semaphorin) 6Ca
Biological process (GO): system development; negative chemotaxis
Cellular component (GO): extracellular region
Molecular function (GO): semaphorin receptor binding
Source: RefSeq, marked validated
UCCUCUGCAGAUGACUGAAUGUACAGCUCUGCUCUUCUGACGCUCAGAUUUAAAGAAAACACGGGAAAUAUGGAAUAAGAUGGUGUUCGAAGCCAAACGGUUGACGGAAAGAACAUGGUGUUGCUCUGUCAUCAUGGCGAUGGUCUUAUUAGCCUGGCUCCUCCCACUCAUUACUUCUGCCACGCCUUUUCCUAGAGAUCUGCAGCCAAUUAGUGUGGUGGGAUUGGACGACUCGUACCUGUACCCCAGUUUUCAGGGUCUGGUGUCCAGCAAUGAGACGGAGCGUCUGGGUCUGGACUAUCAGCGCAUGAUGAGGAUCCAGCACAUGCUGUACAUCGCCGCCAGAGACCAUGUGUUUGUUGUAAAUCUCACAACGGCAGUAGAUGAAAUUAUUCCACAGCAGAUCCUGACGUGGAGAUCCACAGACGUGUCCAAGUGCACCGUCAGAGGAAGAAACAGUGAUGAAUGUUACAAUUAUAUCAAGGUUCUUGUUCCUCGUAAUGACGAGACUCUGUUUGCCUGUGGAACAAACGCGCUGAAUCCUGCCUGCCGCAACUACAGAUUGAGUUCACUGGAGCAGGUCGGACAGGAGCUCUUGGGUCAGGCAAGAUGUCCAUUUGAGUCUCGACAGUCCAAUGUAGGAGUGUUUGCAGGUGGUCAUUUCUAUUCAGCCACAGUGACGGACUUCCAGGCGAGUGACGCUGUGAUCUACAGGAGUUUAGGAGGAGAGGGUCGACCUGUUCUGCGCACUGUCAAAUACGACUCCAAAUGGCUCAGAGAGCCUCAUUUCCUGCACGCUGUCGAAUACGGGAACUAUGUGUAUUUCUUCUUCAGUGAGAUUGCUGUGGAGCACACUGCUGCUGGGAAGGUUGUGUAUUCUCGUGUGGCGCGAGUGUGUAAGAAUGAUAACGGCGGCUCCACGCGAGUGUUGGACCGACACUGGACAUCAUUUCUGAAGGCUCGGCUGAACUGCUCCGUUCCUGGAGACACUUUCUUCUACUUCGAUGUGCUUCAGUCUCUGACCAAUGUGCUGCAGAUCAACCAGAGACCCGCUGUAGUCGGAGUGUUCACCACACAGACCAACAGUAUUCCGGGAUCCGCUGUUUGCGGUUUCUAUCUGGAUGACAUUGAGCGAGUGUUUAAUGGGAGGUUUAAAGAGCAGAAGAACAGUGACUCCAUGUGGACGGCAGUACCGGAGGAACAGGUGCCCAAACCACGUCCAGGUUCGUGUGCAGGUGAGGGUUCUGCCUCCUCCUAUUCCUCUUCUGUUCAGUUUCCAGACUCUGUGCUGUCGUUCAUCAAAACACACCCGCUGAUGGAGGAGAGCGUGCCGUCAGUCAACAGCCAACCGCUGAUCACCAACACCGCCAGCAGUUAUAAGCUGACUCAGAUUGUGGUGGACACUGCUGCUGGGCCUCAUAAGAACCGCACCGUAGUGUUUCUGGGCUCUGAAGACGGACGCGUGCUGAAGAUCCUGACCAACACACACACCAACAGCUCACACACAUCCCAGCUGCUGGAGGACAUCGACGUGUUUAAUCCUACACGGUGUGUUGGUGAGCGUGCAGUGUUGGGUCUGGAGCUGGAUAAGGAGCAUCACGCUCUGUUUGUGGCCUUCUCCAGCUGUGUGAUCAGAGUUCCUCUCAGCCGCUGCGCUCAGCACGCCACCUGCAGGAGACGCUGCCUCUACACACAUGACCCAUACUGCAUCUGGCUGCGGACGGGACGCUGUGCUGACAUGGCCCCGGGGUUCAAGGCGGGAUUUGAACAGGACAUUGAUGGUGAACAAACUCAUUUAUUUGACACAUGCACUGAUGUGAUGUCAUCAGCAGGAAGUGAUGUCAAAUCAGCUGUGGAUUCGGCCUCUGGAGUGAAGCAGCUUCCCGACGCCGACAGUCUGAGCGACGGCUAUCACUUCACUCUUCUGGGCGCGUGUGUGUUGCUAGCGUUUGUGUUGGGGGCGAUCGCGUCAGGUUUGCUGGUGUCGUGUUACUGCAGACAGAGCUCUCCGUCAACGCCAGAGCCUGAAGCAACACUCGCACACACACAUGCACACACACUCUCGCUCAGCAGCCUCGCUAAGAUCAACCUGCUGAUGGACAACAAACCAGAGAAAAAGAGCGAGUCUCCAUCCGCACACAUCUACUCGCCCGCUAAACCUCCAGAAGAGCUGCCACCCACGCCCGACUCGACCCCAGAACUGCCAAUCAAAAACAUCAAAGCCAUCAGCAGCCAAUGGGAGAGAAGCCACACCCACAACUCCACCCUCCAGCUCAUUCCGACCAAUCAGAGUCAUCCAAUGCUUUCAGAAAAUCACAGUGAUGAUAUAAGCAGUAGCAGUCAGCGUUUUGAUGCCACCCUUAUGUCACCUGCUGGAUUAAAGUCAUACAAUCGGACUUUAUUACCCAAGUCGUAUUACAGCUGUCUGAAAGAGCCGUCAGAAUGUUCCACGCUUCAGCAGAUUCCCGAACAGCCCUCCGCACAGCGCCACGUCCUCAUUAAAAUGGGUAACGGGAUCACCAGCGCGCGCCAGCACACCUUCAACCCCAAGAUGAACUCCAAUACGGGGAAUAUUUACGAGAUCCAGCGGCCGCUCGUCGCCGGCGGCUCGUGUUUGACGCGGCAGCACAGUUACAGCGAGCCGCCACAGCUCCAGCGCAGCGCUAUCGUCAGACGCACCGCAUCGCUAAAACCACAGAUACCGCCCAAACCACUGAACAUACCUGCUAAAACACUGCCCUCUGCUGGCACACACAACCACACACACAACUACUGACACACACACACACACACACACACACACACAACUACUGACCCCAAGGUCACAUGACACACACAACUACUGACACACACACACAUACACAAAUACUGACCCCGUAGUCACGUCACACACACAAUUACCUACCAGCACACACAUACACAACUAUUGACUCCACGGUCACAAGACGCGCACAACUACUGACUCUCUCACACACACACACACACACACACACACACACACACACAAAAAUACUGACCUCGCGCUCACAUUACACACACAACUAUUGACCACACAGUCACAUGGCAUACACACACAACUAUUGACCCUGUGGGACAACACUGGUCACACAACACACACAUGCAACUACUGACCCCGCGAUCACAUGACACAAACACAACUACUGACCCUGUGUUCACAUGACACACACACACAAACACACAACUGAGCCCACACACUCAGGGGUCAGAAUACCAGCACAUUGAUGACUGCAGUGUGUAAAUAUAGUGUGUAUAUAGUGUAAAUAUAAGAGAUGGGAUGUUAUUAUGGUGCACACUGAAUGAUUAUGCAUUGGUGGAGGGUUAUUUUUGUUAAUAAAUCUGGUUUCUUGCAUUUGUUAAA